Molecule: messenger RNA, 1417 nt
Organism: Polistes dominula (European paper wasp)
Lineage: Eukaryota; Metazoa; Arthropoda; Insecta; Hymenoptera; Vespidae
Product: transcription initiation factor TFIID subunit 10
Biological process (GO): transcription initiation at RNA polymerase II promoter
Cellular component (GO): nucleus; SAGA complex; transcription factor TFIID complex
Molecular function (GO): promoter-specific chromatin binding; RNA polymerase II general transcription initiation factor activity
Source: RefSeq, a predicted model, not a curated record
CAUCGUUAUUAACCGUACAUUAGUGUUAUGUGCUAUCACGAAGAAGAAAAAUAAAACUUGAGUGUGCAUAGAAAGAAAAAAAACAAACGACACUACCUAUGUAAAUUUUCUAGUAAACAUAUAUAUAUUUAUAUAUACAUGUAUGUUGAUGCAUGGAUAUGUAUUGUAGAAUUGCUUAAACUAAAAAAACAUGGCAGAAAACUUUGAAAGAGAUAUUCCAACAAUGUACACAAACGAAGAACCAAAAAAAGCUGGUCAGCCACUUUCUGAUUUCCUUUUACAAUUAGAAGAUUAUACGCCAACGGUACCUGAUGCUAUUAGUGAACAUUAUUUGCACACUGCUGGCUUUAAUUCUACUGAUCCUAAAAUAGUGCGUUUAGUAUCAUUAGCUGCUCAAAAAUUCGUAUCGGAAAUUGCAAAUGACGCUCUUCAACAUGGUAAAACACGUGGUGCUAAUCAAAACACAAAAACAAAAGGAAAGGAUAGACGUUAUAUGCUUACUAUGGAAGAUCUGACUCCUGCAGUUGCAGAAUAUGGCAUUAUAAUUAAAAAACCACAUUACUUUGUUUAACCAAUUUGCAUCAUGACUCUACUUAAAUUACUGUGUUCAGACAUCAGUGUCAUUCAACGGGUCAGGUUGACUCGUAUCACAGUUUUGUUAUUUUCGUUAACUUCUACAGUACAAGUGUUCUACAGUACAUGGUUAACUUUUAUAAAAAAUGACUUCGGGAUAGCUCACGAAGUUUAUUUGACAUGGUAUUUUAUCAAAUGAUCGAUGCAUAAGGUUGCAUCGCAAACAUUAUUCUUACAAAAACUGUUUCUAUUUAAACAAUAGUAUAUUACUCACCUAGGGAGAUAAAGUAAGAAAUGUCUCAGAGUACAUGUAAUUGUUGUCCGAGGCGAAGCCGAGGUAACAUCAAAAAAAUUUUUAAACUGUAUUUCUAUAAGAUUUUCAAAUUUUGACUUUAAAAUGUUGAUUUCCAAAAAACACGUACUGAUCGAUUUUCUUGAAAAUUUUUUCUAAAAAACUGUCAAUUAUCCCCCAACUUUUAAGCYUAGUCYCUUAAUAGGCAAUCGAUGGGAUCCAUUUUUUUCCGAUUUUUCAAAAUUUCAAAUUCCAACUUUUUGUAAUAAAAAAUUUCUAAAAAAAUUCUAUGCUCAGGAUUUACCAUAAAUAACUUACUGACACAGUUUUCAUCAUAAUUAUUAAAUUUUAUUUACACUAAACGAUUAUUAUUAUUUCACAUUUAUUUCCUUACACGUUUAAAUAUUUUAUAAAUACGAGAUUCACUGGAUGAUGAAAAUUCUUUAAAUCGCAAAGUAUCUUUUCCGUCUGGAAUGACACAAUGAUAUUUCUGCGUCCCUGUGAUUGUUUUUGCUUUUGUAUAUCGUUGAUCUAAUAAAAGUUUAGCCUGAU